Acanthochromis polyacanthus (spiny chromis) is the source of this 5448-nucleotide messenger RNA. RefSeq names its product caspase activity and apoptosis inhibitor 1. Bases 123 to 1061 code for a protein of 312 amino acids. Lineage: Eukaryota; Metazoa; Chordata; Actinopteri; Pomacentridae. The record is from RefSeq and is a predicted model, not a curated record. The transcript has 6 exons.
CGAAGAAGAAGAAGAAGUCGCUUGCUGGUGAUGUGUUUUCCCCGCGACACUCAACUUUUAGAGAGGAGCUUAAAGCGUUUUUAGGAAUAAAGCAGCUUUGUUUGCAGCUUUAUUGGUGUAAAAUGCUCAAGAGGAAAUCAAGCGGCUCCGAAAAGAAAAGGAAACACUCGCAGUCUGAAGAACGACACGAAAGCAGCAAACGAAGAGGUGCAGAAUCCAACUUAGAGGAGUCCAAGGAUGAACUGGCCGACCCUGAGCUGGACAGGAUUGGCAGCGACAUAGAGGAAGGAGGACUGGAUCUCAGCCUGCCCUUCCAGCCCAUCACAGCGUAUGUCAGUGACAAGUCAGAGAUGCUGCAGCAGUGUUUCCAUGUGUUGGGGGAGAAGAAGCUGAGGAAGAUGCUGCCUGAUGAACUCAAGGACUGUAGUUUAGAGGAAAUCAAAACUCUCUGCUGGGAGCAACUGGAGACGAUCUCGGAGAAAAAUCUCAUUCAGAUCUUAGCAGGGGAAGAGCUGACAAAUGGAAAUGGGAACGAAAACUCUGAGGAGACGUCGGAGAGCCAGCAAGACAGUAAUGUAGACUCUACAUCGUGCCUCAAGGAAACCGCAAAAACCGAGGACCCAAAGCAAGAAGGUGGAGGCUCAGGAGAGGAAAGCGACGUCCUGAGCAUCAACGCAGACACUUACGACAGUGACAUAGAAGGACCCAAAGAAGAGCAAAAUGUUAAAUCUGUGGACAUGGCAGUGAAAGCAGGAGACACUGGAGGGCAAAGCUCUGACCCAAACACAAACCCUGCAAAUCCAGAGCCUAAGAAAGACAUUCAAAGUGACAUUGACAAGAGCGUUAGUGAGAUUUUGGCCUUUUCUUCAAGCAAGGAUGCCGCUAAAGAACAGCCGCUACAGCCUGCAGACGUGAACUCACCUGCUCAGGCCGUUUCCAGCGCCACUGCUGCAGUUUGUCAGCCGUCGAUUCAGCAACUGGAGCUGCUGGAGCUGGAAAUGAGGGCGAGGGCCAUAAAGGCUCUGAUGAAAGCGAGUGACGGAAAGAAAAAAGUGGUGUAACUAAAAAUCUUUAGCAUGUUUUAGUAUAAAAUGAAGAACUGUUACUUGUGGUUGAAUUAUGUGACUCAACAGCUGAUUUGUUGUUGAGGGGGGAAUGUUUUUUUUGCUCCAUAUUGGAUUUAAUUUUUAUGUGAAAUUAAACCUGUAAGCUGGUUGUGCACCUCCAUGCAUUUCCCUCUUUGCUCACUAGGUGGCAGUGUUACUCUGUCUAAUAUGCCCGGGAGCAAGCAGUAGAUUUAUUAGCCACAUUAUGGUCAGAAAAGUCAGGUUCUCUUAACAGUGGUGUCACUUCAUAAUGUAGUUCUCCUUGAGUCAUUGUUGGAGGAUGUUAGACAUUCAGAAAGAUGUGUUUUAUUGGAUGUAGACCGAGAUUUGCGAGCCAAAGCAGGUGGUCGCCGUGCUGUAUUGUCAUGUAGACGCUUGAAGUUUUUCUGUGCCGAACACCUGUUUGACUUGUCAUCUCUACAUCUGGUUCACUUCGGUUUGUAGCACCUCUUUAAAACCAUAAAUUACAGAUGAGAUCCGCGGAAUUUGCCAGUUUAAGUCACAUUCUGCUUUCUGCGAGAAUUAAUAGCAUCCUUUCAUCUAAUAUCUGUGUUUUUUCACUGUAAUUUAUUCUAAAGCUGCUUUGUUCCAGCAUAAACUGUGCGGUUGCAAUUACAUGCAGAUGCAGAGCAGAAAACAGCUCUUCUACCCAACUACCCCAAAGGAGACAAUGAAAUGUGUGAUAAGAAGCCAGUUGCCUCCUGGGUAUUUGCAUUUAAAAGGGUUAUUUCAUGGUGGAGGUGAGGGUGGGGAGGGUUAGACGUGUCGCUCUCUCCUGCAUUUAUGUGCAGGUAACAGCGCUGAUGAGAUGAAGAGAAAAAUGUCCACUUUGAUAUCCAAAAAAAAAAGGGAUACAAAGAUUCUAAAGUGCUUGUGUUGUCAAUGAUUGGUGAGUAUUUAUCACUGUCAUUUCACUGCUAUUAGAAUGCCAAUUAUGAUUUGGGAUGUGCGAAUAAAUGGCUUUUUAAGCAGACCUCGAAAUGAGUAGGCUGGAAAAUGGAUUGAUGGAGGUGAGAUGAUACUGUUUUUGUGGAAGGAGGUACUUUUUUCAAAUUCAAAUGAACCCGACGAACCACGUUAAAACAUGCAGGUAUGAUGCCUCCGUGAAUGGUGCUAUUAUCAAAGUCAAAAACAAGGUCGCGCUAAAUGUUGUCGCGCCCAUCGGUUCAUCUGUUUAAUAGCUGCGCCUGUCAUUUUCUUAAGUGUUUUGACCAAGCCUCUGGUUAGCGAUGCUCAUUAGAGAGUUAAAAACACCAUUGUCCCUCAGAACUCAAAUUAUUUUUAGCGCAGUUUAUCCUCUUAACUUUGCAACUUUUACUACGAAGCAAUGCUGCAAGAGAUUCUGGGCUCUCUGCUUGGAAGAAACAGUGAAGACAAUGUAAUCCCUGUCAUGAAUUGGAUGUUCAUUGUAUGCUGAAUACUCUGCAGUAGCAAGUUGUAUGCAGGCAUUUAAAGGCUUGGUGUGCUUUCAGUUUUCAACUGUACUGAAAAACCUUUCACUCUAAAGUGAUUGUACCAUUGUUGUCUAUUUUUGUGCCCCGCAUUUAGGGAGUUCAGGCAUGUUGCAGUAGCCAAAACAUGCAGAAGCAAAAUGCUCCAGACUUGCUAUAAAUACAAAAAAAAGCAUCAAUUUAAAGUGCUCUGAAUGUGAUAUGAAUGAAAUAUCAAUCCACAAUAGAAAUGUUCUGCUUUGAUGAGGGAAGUUGAGCAACUCCAGAAAGAGGAAUGUCAGUUUUGCUCCAUCUUUGAGUCCUCUUUGGUUCCUGAAUGGAUUGCGGUUAAAAUGUAUACACACAUCCACAGUCCUGAGAGUAUGAAUAAUUUGGUCCUCUUGGUUUUCAUCUGUCAUGUUGAGAAACUAGGGGCUGCACAGUGGUCUAGUGGUUAGCACUUUUGCCUUGCAGCAAGAAGAUCCCAGUUCAAAUCCCAACCUGGGAUCUUCUGCAUGGAGUCUGCAUGUUCUUCCUGUGCAUGAGUGGGUUUUCUCCGGGCACUCCGGCUUCCUCCCACAGUCCAAAAACAUGCUGAGGUUAACUGGUUACUCUAAAUUGCCCAUAGAUGUGAAUGUGAGCGUGAUUGUUUGUCUGUAUAUGUAGCCCUGUGACAGACUGGUGACCUGUCCAGGGUGUCCACUGCCUUCGCCCGAGUCAGCUGGGAUAGACUCCAGCACCCUGCAACCCUAGUGAGGAUAAAGCGGUGUAUAGAGGAUGGAUGGAUGGAUGGAUGUUGAGAAACUCAGCAGCCACAGAAGUUCUUUGAUGCUUUAAGGAAUUUUUUUUUAAAAAAAGGAUAAUUUAGGUGCAAAAAUACUUGACUGAGAAUUUUUUUUUUCCUGCUUUCAUAAUUUUACUUAGAGGUGUUGGAUGCAAUUUUAAUGGAAUUGUCAACUGUAGUGUCUCUGUGUGGUCUCGUAUGGUGAAAAUGGCAAGUUGAAUGUGUUUUGUCGUUGGAUGUGUCAACUAAAAUCUGUAAAGAUUCUUUAAACCCCCCAAUAACUAGAUAGACUCUCAACUUUACAAGCCAGUAAGACUUUUACCGAAUGCUGCAUAUCAGCUGAAGAAGAACCAAUAAUCGUCAAGCUAAAAUUGAGCAACAUCCUGGCUCUCACUGCUUUCAAGUGAGCAAUUCAGAAUGAGCAGCUACCUCACAGUCCACCAGGGUUAUUUGCAAUCUAGGGCUGCUUCUGCUAGCUAGGAGAUGUCUCCACCAUGAACAAAGUUCACCAAAUGUUUAGCAAGAGUGAACACAAAAGUCUUGAUGCACUCACAGCAUCUGAUGAACUGAACACAAGGUGGAUGACUGUUACCAUUGAAGAUGUCACUACAACAAUCAGAAAAUCCUUUGUGUUACUGCUUGAUUGAGACUUUAAGAGCAAUUUAAACCAGUAAACAAGGAAUCAACGUAUUAGUGUUAUAGUGCUGUGUUGUAGUUAAACCUAAUCUCAGCUGCUGUUUGCAUCUGUUUACUUCUCUCCUGCUCUCUGUGCUCGCAUGAACUGCAUUUUAUUACAGCAGAAUUAUCUGUAAAGCUGUUUGCAUUUCUGUAUUUUUCUAUUUCUGUUGUCAGACGACAAAAUGAGCAUUAAAUAUUGAAUGAACCAGAGUGAACCAGCAGUCACUUCAGAGCCAGUUUGUCAGACAAUUGCAACGUCGUCUGAUAAACUCAACAAACACGAGUCAAAAACCACCUCUGAGCUGUGAUUUUGGCAAUAUUUCAAAGUAAAAUGAUCUUGCAGUGAGAGAGUUAAAAGCAGAAGGUGGUCCUGGUCUCGAAUUUGCAUAUUCACAUCUGUUUGGCUGUACUGUUUUGAUGCAGAGAGAGUCUUCUUCCUGAAUGGUUUGUAGACAGCAGCAGAUUAGCUACAUUUAAAGCUAGAGGAUAUUCAGAACUUAAAACAAGAGAUGUACAUUUGUGAUAAUAUCAGCCAUCUUUGAAGUGUGUUGAGCUGUAAAGUCUAAGAUUCAUUGUGGGAAUAUGUGAGACUUUGAUUAAUUUGCUCAUUCAGGCAUAAUAUGGGACCAUUAAUGUUGUGGCUGGUUGAUCUAGAGCAAAUGCUAACUACUUAUUAUGAUUUUUAAUAGUUUAAUUAGUAGUACUUCAUAUUCUAUAGUGGUAUAAUUUGUAAACUCCCUGCAUGGCAAUGAUUCCAUCCAAACAGGUGUUUUCUCUACAUGGACAUCUACUCCAGCAUGGAGCAAUAAUUCACCUUGAAAUGUGAGUGCAAAGUAGCAUAAUAUUAAAAUACUGAGGUAAGACACUAAUUCGAGAGUGAAUGUAACAUGUCUACUGUACUUAAUGGUAACGUUUUAUAUGUUUAUAGGUUGAAUUACAGAAUGGUGCUCAUCUUUUCUACUGAAUUUGUGGUACGAUUCAGUUGAAAAGCUGUUUUGGGGAUUUUCAUUAAUCCAACAAUUUUGUUUCCUUGUGUGCAGGGGGCAUUACUCGGUGGGAAACAUUCACUCUGCUGUUUGCGAAGUCUAAAAACAGGUCUAUCACAUCCCUCAAUUAUGUUUCCUUUGGUGCACAUCUCUGCUGUUUGUGGCUGGAUAUUUACAGUUGCUUACUUGAGGUUUCGUUCUUCUAUGUUUUGCUGUUUGUAGCAUCCGUGGAUUACUGAACUCUGAUUUUAUUGUGCUCUCUGUAUGGCUCUUCCUUAUUAUUGUCUGGAAUUGUUUGGAAUUUUACAGUAGAAGGACAAAUUUAUUGUGGUAUAACUUAGAUGCUACUAUGGCACCACAGAAAACAAAACAGGAAGGGCCGGGAAGGUUUGAAAAAAUGCUAAUGUCAUUUUCUUUAGGAACGCGUCCUGUUUGCAUUAAUAAAAUAAUUCUCUUCAAAUUUC